Condylura cristata (star-nosed mole) is the source of this 993-nucleotide messenger RNA. RefSeq names its product unc-119 homolog (C. elegans) (gene UNC119). Gene Ontology annotation, biological process: positive regulation of protein tyrosine kinase activity; negative regulation of caveolin-mediated endocytosis; mitotic cytokinesis. The coding region runs from base 73 to 510 and encodes 145 amino acids. NCBI's taxonomy places the organism in Eukaryota, Metazoa, Chordata, Mammalia, Eulipotyphla, Talpidae. The record is from RefSeq and is a predicted model, not a curated record. The transcript has 4 exons. Gene Ontology annotation, molecular function: lipid binding. Gene Ontology annotation, cellular component: spindle midzone; intercellular bridge; spindle pole.
CCCCUAGAUUACCUGUGCUCCCCCGAGGAGAAUAUCUACAAGAUCGACUUCGUCAGGUUCAAGAUUCGGGACAUGGAUUCAGGCACUGUCCUUUUUGAAAUCAAGAAGCCCCCAGCCUCAGAGCGGUUGCCCAUCAACCGGCGGGACCUGGACCCCAAUGCUGGGCGCUUUGUCCGCUACCAGUUCACGCCUGCCUUCCUCCGCCUGAGGCAGGUGGGAGCCACGGUGGAGUUUACAGUGGGAGACAAGCCUGUCAACAACUUCCGCAUGAUUGAGAGGCACUACUUCCGCAACCAGCUGCUCAAAAGCUUUGACUUCCACUUUGGCUUCUGCAUUCCCAGCAGCAAGAACACCUGCGAACAUAUUUACGACUUCCCCCCUCUCUCUGAGGAGCUGAUCAGCGAGAUGAUCCGUCACCCAUACGAAACGCAGUCUGACAGCUUCUACUUCGUGGAUGACCGGCUGGUGAUGCACAACAAAGCAGACUAUUCCUACAGUGGGACGCCCUGACUCCCCCCAACCACCUUUUGCCCCAGGAGAGUCCUGGGAGCCCCUGGCUCUCAGUUGGUGUUGGGAGGGAGGGUGGCCAGUGCCCCUGUCCAAGUCCGCAAAACCCAGGGAGCCUGGCACAUGGGGUGGAUGGUAGGAAAGCUGAUUCCUUUCCUGUCCAGGAAGGUCUCCAGUGAGAGGGGUAGCCACUCCUUCCAGGCAGCUGGCUAGGUCUUGGGCCCGUUUCAGAAUAGCGUUCCCCUAACUGGGCUUGGACUAGGUCAGGGUGGGGGUCCUUUCCCUGUGCCCUGCCCGUCCUUGACAGGCCGUUCAUAGUAACUUUCCAGAUGAAGACCCAUGGCUGCCAAGCUUCCAGGGGAGCUCUACACCAUGGCCCAGCCCAGCCUCCCCUAUCAGGGGCUGAGACACUGCCUGAGUGAGGGAGGGGCUGGUGCACCUGUAUAUAGUUUUCAAUAAACUUUCUUUUCUGUUCUCUGGCUGAGG